AGUGUUAUCACAUGAAAAGCAACAUGAUAACGCCCGCCCCUCUGGAGGAGCGGAAAUCUGAUCAAACAUGCGACGGAGCUGAUCGAUUUGCUAACGGGACGCCUACAGUCAUCAACCCAUGUCAAUAAUACUGGGCCGACCCCAGGCCUCCGCUCAAAAACUAGAUUCCUCCUUCAAAUCUCAAGAUUAAAAGGCCUAGGGACACCCAAGAAAACUCAAAAAAGUGACCAGCAUCCUUGGAAAAGCAACGGCCUCACUGAGCCGCAGCAGCCAAGACAGAUAUGGCUUCUACUUGCAGCACCCCCAACAAUGCGGAUUUCCGCGAAAGACACAUCAAAGGGAGCUCCCCCAAAGGUCUUUCUCUUCUCAAUCUGCUGAAAAGGAGUGGCAACCAUCUACGCCGAUCCAGCAAAGAUGAGACCCGUCGAGGGUCAGAUACACCGUUUCAAGCUACGCCGACCGAGAAGAUGAGCCCCCCAGAGCACAUUGAUGCAGCAGGUCAAAUACCGGAUAAGACCGAGGCUGGGAAAUCACCCCCGGCAGCUAAUUUGACCAAGAAGCCGCCGGUCUCAAUACUGCGAAAGAGCAAUUCGCUCGACCUCGAUUCCAUCAUCUGGGAUGAUUCUUCAAGAGAUCGCCAGAACAUGCAAAGAUCGAUGAAUCUGGACGAUAUGAUCGCACGACUCCUCCAAGUUGGACAUUCAAAACCAUCGAAGAGCGUCUGUCUCAGCAAUGCGGAGAUCCUUGCUGUUUGCUCGAAUGCGCGCAACCUACUUCUCUCUCAACCGGUUCUCCUGGAGCUAAACGCACCGAUUCAGAUUGUCGGUGAUCUACAUGGGCAAUUCCCAGAUCUCGUUCGCCUAUUUGAUACGUGCGGACACCCACCCGCCACCAACUAUCUCUUCCUUGGAGACUAUGUUGACCGCGGCAAACAAAGUCUGGAGACGAUGCUGCUGCUCCUAUGCUACAAGCUAAAGUACCCAGAGAACUUUUUUGUCCUCCGAGGUAAUCACGAAUGUGCCAACAUCACCCGUAUCUACGGAUUCCACGAUGAAUGCAAGCGACGCUGUAACAUCAAAAUCUGGAAGACCUUUACCGAUGUCUUCAACUGUCUGCCUAUCGCUGCCAUCGUCGCAGAGAAGAUCUUUUGCGUUCACGGCGGUCUUUCGCCGAAUCUCACGAACAUGGACGAUAUUCGGAAAAUAUCGCGACCAGUCGAAGUACCCGAGUACGGACUUUUGAACGAUCUUCUUUGGAGCGACCCCGCCAACAUCAAGGAUUGGGGACCGAAUGAUGAUCGCGGGGUGAGUUGGUGUUUUGGAAAGGCACCGAUUGUGAAUUUCCUCAAACAUCACGAUUUGGACUUGGUUUGCCGGUCACAUAUGGUUGUGGAGGGCGGGUAUGAAUUCUUCGGAAACAAGUCAUUGGUGACGGUGUUUUCUGCACCAAAUUAUUGCGGAGAAUUCGACAAUUGCGGAGCUAGCAUGUCCGUGUCGGAAGACCUUUUGUGCAAUUUCAAUCUGUUGAAACCUUUUGACGCGAAGAAGUUGAACAAGCAAAUGAAGAGAGCAAAGGAGUCUACGACGACGGAGAAAGCAUUGCUGCGCCAAGUAUCAUGGACUUGAUCUCUAUCUGAGACUUACAUGAUCUAUGAGCAUCAUAUUUUAUCUGUGUAGAAUAGUCUGAUUACCUAGUUAACCGCUUGUUUUAAUAUGCCAACGGGAAAUGAAUAACGAAUUCUACUAUAUUGCCAGU
Messenger RNA from Penicillium brasilianum, 1755 nucleotides. Lineage: Eukaryota; Fungi; Ascomycota; Eurotiomycetes; Eurotiales; Aspergillaceae. The record is from the annotation of a GenBank genome assembly.